Messenger RNA from Bufo bufo (common toad), 3756 nucleotides. RefSeq names its product SWI/SNF related, matrix associated, actin dependent regulator of chromatin, subfamily a, member 5 (gene SMARCA5). Gene Ontology annotation, biological process: nucleosome organization; regulation of transcription by RNA polymerase II. The record is from RefSeq and is a predicted model, not a curated record. Gene Ontology annotation, cellular component: nucleus; chromatin. The coding region runs from base 224 to 3370 and encodes 1048 amino acids. Gene Ontology annotation, molecular function: ATP-dependent chromatin remodeler activity; ATP hydrolysis activity; histone binding. Lineage: Eukaryota; Metazoa; Chordata; Amphibia; Anura; Bufonidae. The transcript has 26 exons.
GGUAAAGCAGAUAUCGCGCGAUUUCGUGCAAGGCCACGCCCACGUUUGAACGACUAGAUUGAAGGGGAAAAAAAAAAAAAAAAAAAAAAAGCCGGCAGCAGCUGCAGGGUGAGCGCGCGCUUUCAGCUCCGGAGUGACUCCCGCCAGCCUCGUGCAGCAUCGCGCCGCCCCCUCCUGAGCCGGCUCCUGUCUAUUGUCGGUUGUGGCCGUGUGAGUAGACAACAUGUCCGAGGAAAGUACCGAGCAGCGGAAAGAGCCGGCCACUGAAGUGAAGGAAGAAGAAGAGAAGAUGACGGUGGAAGAGGCGACGGAGGCUGACGGGAACCAACCGCAGCCGGGGAAAGAUGAAGCCGCGGCGGAGGAGGAAGCGGUGGAGGACCCUGGAAAAGAUGAGAACGACUCCCCUAAUAAAUCAAAAGAGAGCAAUGAGAUGGAUCCUGGUUAUGAAGAGAAAAGGAAAGAAGACCGCACCAAUAGAUUUGAUUACCUUCUGAAGCAAACCGAGUUGUUUGCUCACUUCAUUCAACCAGCAGCACAGAAGACACCCACAUCUCCAUUAAAAAUGAGGCCUGGUCGUCCUAGGUUGAAGACAGACGAGAAGCAGAAUCUGAUAUCUGCAGGAGAUAACCGCCAUCGGAGAACAGAGCAGGAAGAGGAUGAAGAACUUUUAACUGAAAGCUCCAAGACUACUAAUAUUUGCACCAGAUUUGAACAGUCUCCGUCAUAUGUUAAAGGUGGUACGUUAAGAGAUUACCAGGUCAGAGGCUUGAACUGGCUUGUAUCCUUGUACGAGAAUGGCAUUAAUGGCAUACUGGCUGAUGAAAUGGGUCUCGGCAAGACUCUGCAGACAAUUAGUCUUCUUGGGUAUAUGAAACACUACAGGAGCAUUCCUGGACCACAUAUGGUGUUGGUUCCUAAGUCUACCUUGCACAAUUGGAUGGCUGAAUUCAAAAGAUGGGUGCCCUCCCUCCGUGCAAUCUGCCUUAUUGGUGACAAGGAUCAAAGAGUGACCUUUAUUCGUGAUGUUCUUUUGCCCGGGGAAUGGGAUGUUUGUGUGACAUCAUAUGAAAUGCUUAUUAAGGAGAAGUCUGUGUUCAAGAAGUUUAACUGGCGAUACUUGGUUAUUGAUGAAGCACACAGAAUCAAGAAUGAAAAAUCUAAGCUGUCGGAAAUCGUGAGAGAAUUUAAGACGACAAAUCGUCUCCUCUUAACAGGGACCCCUCUUCAGAAUAACUUGCAUGAACUUUGGGCACUUCUGAAUUUUCUGCUGCCAGAUGUGUUUAACUCUUCAGAGGAUUUUGACUCCUGGUUUGAUACCAACAACUGUCUUGGGGAUCAAAAACUGGUGGAGCGUCUUCAUUUGGUGUUGAGGCCGUUCCUCCUGCGACGUAUAAAAGCUGAUGUGGAAAAGAGUCUCCCCCCAAAGAAGGAAGUCAAAAUCUAUGUCGGUCUAAGUAAGAUGCAGAGAGAAUGGUAUACAAAGAUUUUAAUGAAAGACAUUGACAUUUUGAACUCCUCAGGGAAGACUGAUAAAAUGAGGCUGUUGAAUAUCCUGAUGCAGUUGAGAAAGUGUUGCAAUCAUCCGUACCUUUUUGAUGGUGCGGAGCCUGGUCCUCCGUACACCACAGAUGUGCACUUAGCUACUAAUAGCGGUAAAAUGGUUGUGCUGCACAAGCUGCUCCCCAAGCUAAAAGAGCAAGGUUCUCGUGUGCUGGUAUUCAGCCAGAUGACAAGAGUCUUGGAUAUCUUGGAAGAUUAUUGCAUGUGGCGAAAUUAUGAAUAUUGCCGUCUGGAUGGACAAACGCCGCACGAUGAUAGACAAGAAUCCAUCUUGGCUUUUAAUGAUCCGGAGAGCACAAAAUUUCUAUUUAUGUUGAGCACACGUGCUGGUGGACUUGGUAUUAACCUCGCUACAGCUGAUGUUGUCAUAAUAUAUGAUUCUGACUGGAACCCCCAAGUAGAUCUUCAGGCCAUGGACCGAGCACACAGAAUUGGGCAGACGAAAACUGUGCGAGUGUUUAGAUUCAUUACAGACAACACAGUAGAAGAGCGUAUUGUGGAGAGAGCGGAGAUGAAACUACGCCUGGAUUCCAUAGUUAUUCAACAAGGAAGGUUGGUGGACCAGAACUUGAAUAAGCUAGGGAAGGAUGAAAUGCUGCAGAUGAUUCGACAUGGAGCCACACACGUGUUUGCCUCAAAGGACAGUGAAAUCACUGAUGAAGAUAUAGAUGCCAUCUUGGAAAGGGGAGAAAGGAAGACGGCAGAACUCAAAGAGAAACUUUCAAACAUGGGUGAAAGUUCACUGAGAAACUUCACUGUGGAUACGGAGUCCAGUGUGUAUAACUUUGAAGGUGAAGAUUACAGAGAAAAGCAAAAGAUGGCAUUUACUGAGUGGAUUGAGCCACCAAAACGUGAAAGAAAGGCAAACUAUGCUGUGGAUGCCUAUUUUAGAGAAGCACUUCGUGUCAGUGAGCCCAAAAUACCAAAAGCUCCACGUCCCCCAAAGCAGCCCAGUGUUCAGGACUUCCAGUUCUUCCCUCCACGAUUGUUUGAGUUGCUGGAAAAAGAAAUUCUAUAUUAUAGAAAAACCAUUGGAUAUAAGGUGCCUCGCAAUCCAGAAUUGCCUAAUGCAGCCCAGGUGCAAAAGGAGGAACAGUUAAAAAUUGACGAAGCAGAACCACUUAAUGAUGAAGAGCUAGAAGAAAAGGAGAAGCUGCUAACACAGGGCUUCACCAAUUGGAACAAGAGAGAUUUCAAUCAGUUUAUUAAAGCUAAUGAAAAAUGGGGAAGAGAUGACAUUGAAAACAUUGCCCGUGAAGUAGAAGGCAAGACUCCUGAUGAUGUAAUGGAGUAUUCAGCUGUGUUUUGGGAAAGAUGUAAUGAGCUCCAAGACAUAGAGAAGAUCAUGGCCCAAAUAGAAAGGGGAGAAGCAAGGAUACAGAGGAGAAUAAGCAUAAAGAAAGCAUUGGACACAAAGAUUGGUCGAUACAAGGCGCCCUUUCAUCAGUUGAGGAUAUCUUAUGGCACCAACAAGGGCAAAAAUUACACAGAGGAAGAAGAUCGUUUUCUUAUCUGCAUGCUGCACAAACUUGGUUUUGAUAAAGAAAAUGUGUAUGAUGAACUCAGGCAGUGCAUUAGGAACUGUCCUCAGUUCAGAUUUGACUGGUUCCUGAAAUCAAGGACUGCAAUGGAACUACAAAGAAGAUGCAAUACUCUGAUCACUUUAAUUGAAAGGGAAAACCUUGAAUUGGAGGAGAAGGAAAAAGCUGAGAAAAAGAAACGUGGUCCAAAGAGUUCUUCAGCUCAGAAACGAAAAAUGGAUGGUGCUCCAGAUGGCAGAGGGGGGAGAAGAAAGAAGCUUAAGCUUUGAAGUGUAUAUUCUGUAUUCAAUAAGUUUUCAGAAGUAGUUCUUUGCUUUACGGGUCUUCAUAAGAUGUGUACUGUACACUGAUCGCAUAUAAUGUCAUUCAACGACAUCAGGUUCAUCUGUUUAUUACACUAGAAUCGUAGUACUUAUUGUAGUAAAUUCUCCUUUUUUUUUUUUUUUAAAUACGACAGCUGUGCUGGACAUUUUUUACCAUUCACAUUUGAAGUAAUAAAACAGACUUCGUCAGAUGUGUUAUUGUUAUUGUCUGCCUUUUUUUCCUUCUCUACUGCUAAGUAGAUUGUAAUUAACUGUAAAAACUAUUUUUGUAUAAACUUUUGUUUAUCUACAUUGUUCAGAUGAAUACAUAUUUUCUUUGUCUGGUAAAUUCA